Dunckerocampus dactyliophorus (ringed pipefish) is the source of this 1571-nucleotide messenger RNA. RefSeq names its product THAP domain-containing protein 5-like. The record is from RefSeq and is a predicted model, not a curated record. NCBI's taxonomy places the organism in Eukaryota, Metazoa, Chordata, Actinopteri, Syngnathiformes, Syngnathidae. The coding region runs from base 114 to 1331 and encodes 405 amino acids. The transcript has 5 exons.
UCUCGUUGCGUCAACAAUGCGCCGAGUCUUGUCAAUACCGCACGAAUUUCACCUUGUUGUGAACCCGCCUGGACGGGCAGAUUCAUUAACGCAACAACUACGCUAAGAACGUCAUGCCGAAGUAUUGUUCGGUGCCCAACUGUAAAAAUGACUCAGCGAGCAGCAGUGACCGGAAAAGCUUCUACAAGUUUCCCCUGCAGGACCCGGAGCGGCUGCAGCUGUGGCUGAGAAGCGUGGGACGGGAGAAUUGGACUCCCUCGCGACACCAGUACAUCUGCCACGAACACUUUGCGGCGUCGUGCUUCAAGGUGCGCUGGGGGAUUCGUUACCUGGAGAGUGACGCUGUGCCCACCAUCUUCCAGAAGGCCGAGAAACGCAAAGUGAUGGAUGGCAGUGAGAAGAACGCCAAACUGCUUUGUGCUAACGCUAAUCAAAGCCUUGCGCUGUUAGAUGACAGAGCAGUAGCGCAGGUUGAUUUGUCACAGCAGCAGCAAACCAGUUUGGGGGAGUCUGGUGAGGGUGCAGAACCCAACACGUUGGAUGUGGUGGGGGAUUCAAACGCAGCUGCAAACCUUCCUUUCACCGUAAUGCAGCCAGUCAAUGAUCACAGUAACGGCGAGGUGGUGGUGCUGUCUGGUGAUGGCCAACAGGAGCUGGUGGGCGGGAUCACUGCAGCUAUUCCCAACCCAGCCUAUAGACUUGUUUUAAGCGACCCGCCACCUGAAGAAAUCCCCACAGCAGAAUCAUGCCAUGUCCAACAAGGCCACCAAACGCAGGUCAUCGCCUACUUUGAGACCAUACCAAACGUACUCCCCAGCGACGUGUGCACGCAGCUGCUCAUCUCCUCUGACAUGGUGCUGUCUUCCGCUCUGAGCCCCGAGCCCAUUGCGUCCACUCUUCCUAUCGUGUCCAAGCACGCGCCUCCGCCGCCGUCGCUUUCCCUCAGCUUGGAGGCAGACAGAGGUAACGACCAACCGCAGGAUGCCGCCGUGGGUAGACAAGACCACCAGCUGGAGGAGCACUGCUACCACAAGCACCGUCUGAGCAAGGAGCAACUGGAGGCUAUUGUGGCCGAGCUGCAGAAGAAGGUGAAAGUUCUGCAGCAGCGGCACCGGUGUCACCUGGAGAAACUUCUAGGCCUGGAGACGACAGUGAGCCACCUGAGGCAAAGCAACCUGCUGACUGAGGAGCGACUGCAGCUUCUGGAGAGGGCGUACUUCCAGACCAGUGCUGCCAUGUGUGACACUGGCGAGACCGUGGCCAUCAUCUGUGAGGAAGACGACGCAGCCUAUUUCUACAGUCGUCUGAUUGACGGCGAGGAGAAGCUGUGAAGGUCACGCGUCUGCACGACAAGAUAACAUUUAAUGACAUGGCCAAAGAAAGACAAACGCACACUACUGGGAGUUUUUGGGAUCAUUGAUUGAAACGUGGCUAUCGGUUAAAGCUGUGAGACUUGCACAAUUAUGGAUAAUAACUGGGGACAAUGUUUUUUUUUUUUCAAUGUUUUUUUCACUCCCCUUUCAUUGCAACAACUUUUUGUUUCAAAUCGAAUUAAAAAUAACGCUCAUUCA